GCGGGCGCUGCAGUCCCCCCGCCGCCGACGGUAGCGGCAGUGCCAGUGUCCGCCGGCCGCCUUCUCCUUCUGCCUCUCACCGCGGCUCAGCGGCCGCUGGCUCCGCUUCUGCGCGCGGAGCGGCUCGCGCCGGCCGCGCGGGCUCGGAGAAGCAGCCAACUCCCGCUCCCAGACUGAGCCCAGGACUGACAGCGACCCUGAUUCCCUGCCGGUGCUGCCCCAAACACCGCUUCCAAGUUAAGGGCCCCUUUCUGUUAAUGCAGCACCUUGGAGACCCCAAAUGUGUAACUACCUCUGAGGAGAUGAUCCAGACUGAGUGGGCCCUGGGCUUGCCUGGCUACAGUUGAAGUGGCACUGGUAGAUGGUGACCGUAGAAACGAUUGAGAAGAGGGUUGGAUAAACCGCUCCCUGAGAGCCUGACUGGAGGGCUCAGUGCUGCGGAACAGCUGGCCCAUGUCUUGGUGAUCUCCCCUUAUUUGGACCGGCGUUUUGGCUGAAGAAAAAGAUAUCAAGAAGAGAUGGACUGGAACGUAAGACCACUCCAGAAUGCUGAUACAAAGAACCACCUGCAAAAUGAAGAAGCAUGUUACACUCAGUUGUUUUCUAAUGCAUAUGCUUUUCAUCGGACAAACGCCUGUUCCUCUGAAGAUGCAUGCACUUAUGCUGGAAAUAACCAAACGGUCUAUUUGCCAGCUAACGAUGUUGCCUUCCCUCCAAUAAAUGCUGAAGGAUUCAGAACUUCAGAGCCGGCCUUACCAGGAGCAUCUGUAGCUGGUAAUGAUAUUUUUAUCUCUAAAUACUCGGUUGAUCGACAUCCACCGUCCUGUGUACCAAGAGCUCCAAAAUCUCAGAAUCAGACAUCACGUUUGCGGACAGAGAUGACUCGGACUUCUUGGCCAAAUUCUAGUGCCUACACUUAUUCCUUUAGAAAGUUACCUCCCAUGGCUUCUCAAGUGAACACUGGAAAUAACGUGAGGAAUGUACUUCAGGAACCUCAGUAUGUCAGCCCAAAUGGUUACGCUGUGCAGCCACAAAUACCACAGCACAAUUCUAUGAGAACUACAAUGUUGUAUCAAAGUCACAUUCAUUCCCAGAAUAAUUCUGCAUAUCUUGGUACAUCUGGGCAACAGGUCCAAAACCAAAUGUAUCAUUCCAACACUCAAUUUAAACUUUUACACUCGCUGAAUCAAAAUUCUGCAGCAAAUGUACAGCUGCUACAGUAUCGACCAAGUCAGGUGGGAUCAGAAGCUCCUAGGGGAUGUUCUGCACCAUCUUUAUUGCCUGCCAACUGUGAUUCCAGAGCUGCAGCACCAUCUUCAAUAGGUGUACCGCAGGCAGUUCAAAAUGUGCCUAAUGGAUACACCCUUAGCCGACAGAGGUGCCCAUCAGAUCCAAAAAGUGCUUCUGGUUUUAACAGUGUUCAGCAACACUGUCAGAAACAGCAAUCUGGAGAAGUCAGUCAAUCAGUUAGGAAUGUCUGUAAUUCAAGUGGAAAUGUGACAGCAAAUCAGCCUUUUAAUGAAAAGUCUGUACCAUGCCCUGGCAUUUCCAAAGAACUGCAUGAGGUUGUGCAAAAAAUAGAAACUCUUUCUUCGGUGGCUGCUUCAAAGCCACUGAGUGAUUCUGCCUCAGUUCAAGAAAGCCAGACUAGUAGUUUAAUGAAAGGGCCUGUUAAUUCUCAAAUCUCUUCAGCAGCAGCAUCAGAAGGAAGAAAAAUUACAAAGGACGCACUAGCCUGGGAAGCUCAGAAGCUGCUCGCUAUUAAAAAAAAGUGUAUCCUGCUUGAAAGACUGCAUCUCUAUAAAAGAAAACUCUUAGCAGCUUCAGAACAUGACAAAAGUAUGCCCCCGCUUCCUGCAAGUUAUCAAGGUGCGCUUGCUAAUUGUCCUCCAUGGGUGCCCAACCAAAAUGUACCCCCUUCCCCAUCUGAAGCGGUGAGGACACAGUGUCCAAUACUUAACUCUUCACCCGAAGAAAGAAGCGACAAAAAGGCAGCCAGUGCUCAUAACGGAGGAUUAGAGGUGACUCCAAGUAAUCCUUGGGUGGAGCAGGGAAGCCUUUCAUCAAGCUCUGCUCCUGUUCCCUCUCAGAACAAGCUCCCAGCUCAACUAAAUAAUCCUGAGAGCACUCUCAUCUCAGAACAGAGGGAUGCACGUGCUUUGGCCUCUUCUCAGAAACAUGUGACAUCCUUGAACAAUGCUUCCUGUUUUAGUCAAGUGGAUAGCUCUAACAAAAUUGCAUCAAAGAAAGUGCCAGCUAUCCCUGGAAACUCAUCAUUUCUUCAGUUUGUAUUGAGCAGCACAAAUAUAUUGAAGGAGACGACAGCUGGUGCUACUGCUGAUAAAAUACUGACUAGUCUCCUGUGUAGUAAAAAACCACUGGUAGAUACAUCUGUCUCAGAUGGAAGCUUACUAAAAGACACUAGUGAGAAGAACGUAGAAAGUUUGAAAGGUGAGCAGGAAUUUAUGGUUCACACAAAUUCUCCUGUAUCAGAAACAACCAAAUCUGGUGAAACUAAAUUCCAGAGUGAUGUAGCUCAGAAAAAACCGCCAUUUACUGAAAAUACAUCUCUUAAACAGAGUAAUUCCAGUUACUCUGUGGAAGAGCUAACUGCAUGCCUGGGCUUAUGGAGAAAUUCAUCGGAAUCUGUAAGUGUGCAAAAUAGCCAGUCAGAUGAAAACCCCACAGCAAAUCAGAUUUCAUCUUACAGCCAAAACACAAAACAGCAGGAGCAAAAUAAUGUUCUGGUUAGUACAGAUGAAGCUAUUUUGCCUGUAACACCUGCUUCUGUAGGACAAAAACUUGAUACAUUGAAUUGCAAUUUGAUAAAAAGUUUUGAACUCCAAGUUGCAGUUGUCUCUCCUUUAGUGCUUUCUGAACAGAGAACACAGAGUGAGCAGACAGACAAACGUCCAACAUCUGCAGGUAAACCCUCUUCAGAGAGUGACUCUGGAAGCGCAUGUAGCUUGCAAGAAAAGGGGAAAAAUGCUUUAAGUGUAGUAAAUACUUAUAAAGGAGGACCAGAAACUGUUCAGUUGUCACCCAGUGAUUGUGUUCUGGUACAGAAAGUGGACUCACCUUUGCAACAGACCAAAUUAGAUGAUGGAAACAGAAUAGUAAAAACCAAUGUGAGUGCAAAUGAAUCACAUAAUGAAAACCAAAGGAAAGUUAGUCAGUCUGCACAAGAUGACAGAGAAAAUCUGCAGUGUGGAUUACAAAACAAGCCUUCUCUUCCUGAACUGGGCAUAAAUGUUUCUAGUCAAAUGUUUCAAGAAGGUAUGAGAGACCAGAAAGACAAGCGAGAUGUGUUAGGCGCAGGGGAUACAUCCACAGCUGUGUUGGAAGAACAGCUAUUUUGUAUUUCUAGUGUAUGUUCUCUUGUUGAAGGUGAUACAUCUUAUAAUCCACAAAUAGCAAGUAUCUUUAGGUCUAUCCCUGAGACACACGCAUUAAAUGGUACCUCAUCAGAAGGAAAUUUGUCUGACCCAAGGCAAAAGGAUCAAUGGCUGAACUUGUAUAAAAAUGAGCUGCGUGAUAACACUCCCCAAAGAGACAGCUUGCUGCAAAAGAGGUUGGAAGAGUCAUCAAGCUGCACGAAUAAAGCAGGUAAGAUUAUGGAUGGUAUCACUACUAGUCAUUUGGAGAAAGAAAGCAGUGGCAAUCCUCUUAAAACAGUUUGUACCUCAGAACAAAGAAGAUCAUUCAAUGCAUCUUUCAUGCAUUCUGAAAAUGACUUGGAAACUCUUGACAGUAUAAACCAGGAGUCAGCUCAAAAUUCACUAGAUCUCUCGCUCAGUGUAACUGCUGAAACAAAUGCAUUUGCUGUUCCAAGAGACAACAGUAAACAAAAUUGCAUGUCCAGUAAAAAUAGCAUGGAAAAAGAGGUGAACAUUUUUGGAGCAGAACCUAUUAAAUGUCUAAACAAUCAGCUGUCUGAACUAAUGAAAGAGUUUCCAUAUGGCAUUGAAGGUGCUGAUAUGCUAAUAGAAGAGCCAGUACAAAAUGAUUAUGUGGCUGAGCAGAUGGAAAAUCAACCUCAAAAAGAGACUCAAAUUUGUGAGAAGAGUUCUCAUCUGAAGGACCCAGUAGAUCAGAUAAGAAUUGCAGUAUUAAGCCUUGAUCAGAUGCAAGAUCUGUUUCCUGACCAAAACUGGUCUUCCUCUAGUGACAGGAAGAGAGUAACAAGUCAACAGUCAGAAAAGGCUUCAGCUGAGGAGGAGAGCCCUGAAGGCAGUAUUCAGGCUAGUCAGAGUCUAUAUGAUGAAAAAAAAAAGGCACAAAAAACCUCCCACCCCAGGAGAAAAAUAAAUAAUUGUUCUGUAACGGGUUUGCGGUCUGUAGCAUGUAAAAUGCCACAGUACCCCUGUAAAUUUGGAACAUCUGGUUCAGAGAAAAAUGAUGAUCAACUCUCAAAAGCUGAAAAUACUAGCGCUCCAGAUGGACAAGAAAACAACAGUAAAUCUGAUGCCAUAAUGAACAACAACUGUACAGUGGGAAACCUGCCAAUUUCUGAAAAAAUUCCAAACAGUGUUAGCAAAAAUAAAAAAGAUAUUUGCAAAUACACCUCUGUAAUGAACAGAGAAGCUAGGCUAAAGGUGAAUAAUGAACACAACCCGCUUACAACACAACAGGAAAAAAUUGGACCACUUAAUUCCUUUGAAAACCAGGAUGUUGAUAAAUCUGAAAGGAGUAGCUGGAAGGAAGGGCUGCAAAUCGACAGAGGAACCCCAUUGUUAGACAAAGAAUUUCAUUCUGACAAAAAAGAACAAAACACAGUCUCAGAAGAGUUGUCAGAGAAAGCUGGUCAUGCAGAUGCAGACAUCAUGACACAGUCAUCAAGAAAGGAAGAGGGAGUUUUCAAAAUGGAGUCCCUUUCAAAAGAUGAAACCAAAACAGGUUUGGCCAUGAAAUCCAAAACAGAUAUUUACAAAUUUACAGAGUCAGAAACUGUUGAAGUUAAGCAUGUUGAAGUCAAUCAAGGACAAAAAAUUAAAACCUGCGAAGAGACCUCAGCUGAAGAACAGUACUGUGGGAAGCAAAAGGAGACACAUGGGCAAGAUGCAGGAAUUAACAUAAAAGAGAAAGCCAAAUUAUCAGCAGAAAUAAAACAUAAAAUGCGGAAGAGUUAUUGUGCUGAGGUUACAAAGCUCCCAACUUUUGCCACUGUAGACUUAAAGUCAAGAAACCACAAAUAUUCUCAGCAUAAAACUAUGAAAGUUCAUCCUUCACAGGAGCAGUUGUACAAACGGAAGAGGAAAGAAAAUAUGAUUGGGAAGAGAGACCCUAAGAAAACAAAGGUGGAAGAGGAAAUACUGAAACAAUCUGAAGCAAAGAAUUCCAAACAGCUUUCACAUCAUUGCAUGAUAAAUACGGACAAAGUUAAAAAACUGAAUGGAGAAAAUGGCUGGAAACGAAAGAGUUCAUCAGCAGAUCGCUCUGUGCUUAAACUACAGAGGAAAAGGGCUCGAUCUUCUACCACCUCUAAAAACUACUUUUCUAACAAAGAGAGAUGUCUCGAUGGUCAAAACAAAGACAAGUGCUCUGAAAAAAUGUUUUCAGAUAAAAACUUACUAUACCUAAAUAGAAGAAAUAACAGGUUAAAAUUGCAUAUUCAAAAGGAACCAAAAAAGCACUACCUGAACAGAGUUGCAUUUAAGCGUACGGCACAGGAGCGCAUAUAUCUGACAAAAUUAGAGACAUCACCUGUCAGACCCGCCUGGCAUAUAAAGUCCAAAGAGUCACAAAAGAGCCCAAUUGUGAAAAGGGAUGCUUCUGUCUCAGGAGUUGAGAAAUCAUGCAAACUGGAAGUACUUGAAUUUAAGCUGUGUCCAGAGAUACUGUUCAGAAAUCCAACCGCUGAUGUAGAAAGCUUAGCUGCAAAGAAUUCCCUGGAAAGAGAGAAAGUCAUUGUGGCAGGUGUCAAGAGUAAAAAAGAAGAUUGGUUAAAAUGUGAUCCAGUGAAGCAAAAAAAGCUGGAAGAGAUUUCUACAGCUGAGGACAGUAUUCCACUUGAUACAGCUAUACAGAUUCUGGAUGGAGAUCGUGAGACUGUUCACAUUCCAAUCAAAGACUCAAAAGAGAUGUUUCAGACCUACAGGAAAAUGUACCUGGAAAAAAAGUUGCAAAAGCCUUGAUAGCACUCUUGUAUCAUAGGUCUUAUUUAGUAUCACUGGGGAAAAAAAUGCCAGCACUAAAAUGGUUUUUCCUGUUUACUUCGUAUUUCUGAAAAAUUGUUAAAAAAAAGAAAUUUCUUUUGGGUGUUGGCAGUUGCUUCCCCUGUUUGCCUCAUAUCUGUGAAUGAUUGAGAUCUGGUUCUGUAUUUAUUGCACAAAUAUGCUUUGGUGCUGAAAACGCUGUUAUUAAAUGUGUUGUUUCUUUUUGGCAUAUAUUAAUCUUUUUUUUUUUUUGUAAAUAUACAGGAGUUAGUUGAAUCUUUAAAAAAAAAAAAUCUCAAACACAUUUAAAUUGUCAUCGUCUGCUUGCUUUUCUGAUUCUGCAAAACUUCUACUUGUGGUACUUUCCAUUGCUGGCAGUAGAAAAAUAUCCUUGCUGGAAAGGAGUUGUAGUGGAUUCCCAAGCAUUACACCUUUAUUUUCUAUUUAUGCUAGUCUGAUUGUUGUGCUUCUUAACAAGGCUUUCUAUUUUUGUAGAAACUUUUUUUUUUUUUAAACUGGGAAUACAGUCUAAAACCCUCAAACCAGACAUACAGAUCAGGGGAUACCAUGAAGUAUUUAUGCUGCUAGCCAGUUUCCUUACGUUUCUUUUUGUGGAACUUUUACAAAUCGAACUCUGAGUUCUUCAUCUGAACACAAUGCUGUAAACUGAUACUUGGCUGAAGACUUCUCUCUUUUUUCUCUCUCUCUUUCUGCUUUCUUUACACUUGAAAGAAAAGUGCGAUGGUUGAAGCACGGGGCUUUGAAUUCACUCUUCUCUGGACUGUGUUGCUCACUUUAACCAGACUGUAAUUAAUUUCUUUGUUCAUAAAGUGUUAGAUAAUAUUUGACUACACAUUCACUGUGACAUCAGAGUUAUAUUUGUUGCUGGGUAUCUUUUGUUUAAGUGCCUUUUUACUAUUGUUCAGAAUUUUGAAUGGAAUCAUAUUUUUUCAGAAAUUUGGUACUUGAUUCUUUCUACCUGUUUAAACCUUUAUACUGAAAGUAAAAACUCUGUAGAUAUUUCAUUGAACAAUUUUUAUACUUGAAAUAAACUUUGAAGACUA
Molecule: messenger RNA, 7219 nt
Organism: Phalacrocorax carbo (great cormorant)
Lineage: Eukaryota; Metazoa; Chordata; Aves; Suliformes; Phalacrocoracidae
Source: RefSeq, a predicted model, not a curated record